CGUUCACUCAAUACAACUGGUAAAUACCAGGCGCACAAGACCACCUUUGAAAAAAGCAGGACAGGAUCUCGAAGGACAAUGCGUUAUUAUGCGCAGGACGCCGGGGUGUCGAGCUAGAUUCGGUUUAAAUACUUCAUUUCACCAGUAAGGUGAGGCGGAAGCGACCUGUGGUGGAUCUACUGGACAUUUAGUUUACAUACAGUCGGAAAAUAUUCGAGGAUUAUGAAGGUGAACAUACAGCUUGCAAGAGGCAGAUAGGACUGUUUUUAUUCUUUGAUCCUGGAGAUGAUUUAUUGAUCGCUCUGCUCCACCCUACCCGGAGCAUCAGCCCCUUCUGGUUGAGGGUAGAGGUGCAGAUUGAGCCCAUCCCGGAGAUGAUCCAGCAGGUUGGGCUGUUGGCAGGGAGUUUUCUGCUGCUGCUCGUCAGGAAUGUUUCGGCGCAGGGGGAAAAUUCCACAAUGUCCAGCUUUACGACAUCCUCCCCAGAAAGUACGGGACCUAAUAUUGUGGCCAUCGUUGUACCAACUGUGGUGCUGGGCCUGCUGGCUAUUUUGACGGCGGUUCUGGUGUUUCUGUUCUGCGUGGUGAAAAAGAAGAGACAGACAGAGGGCACGUAUCGACCCAGCGCAGAGGAGCAGACGGGAGCCAGAAGUGUAGAAGCGCCAGACGCCCUCAAACUACCCAAAGAGGAAAGACUGAUUUGACGCAGUGGUUUAUGUCUAACCCGCAGCACGUGAUAAUGGUGACUCAAUCCCUAAACGGAUAAACAUUAACCAAAACACACUGAAGGCACAAUGUCCAAACUUAGCCAUGUGUUGUGGCUAAACAAAGUGAGUUUGACUACUAUAUGAAACUUGAAGGAAUUCAUAUCUUCUACUCUCAACAUAUUUUAACACGCCUUUGACAAUCAUAUUUUUAGAUUGGCUUUUCUCAGAAUGCACAUUUUAUGCUGUGCUUACUGUUGCUUUACACACUUAAACGCUGAUGUUUGUGUGUGGUGAUAUUUUUUAAAGGUGGAGUGUGCCGUUUCUGCCCCUAGUGGCACAAAAAGGAAUUGAAAUCUGUUUGUUUUUGCAUCUAGGAGUUUAACAGCAUCAGCUCAACCAGUGGGGGGAGUUUGGGGACAUGACUAUCUGUCUAUCUGACUAAUAAUUUUACCAUCAUUUUUUUUAAAGACCAUUAUUUUUGCUUUUAUGUUUGCUGGUGUUAGAUAUUGCACACUUCACCUUCCAAUAUACACAGUGCUCAGCAUAAAAGAGUACACCCCAUUUCGAAAAUGAAUAUUUUUAUCCAUUUUCAGUGAACAAAACUGAUUUAUCAAACAGAAACAUUUAUCAAAAUAAUAUUUUAGAUACAGAACAUCUUUAUGAAUGUAAAGAUAAUACAUUUAAAUUGAUGCAAAUAUUGCAAAAAUAAGUUACAAAUUACAACAUUUCUGCAAACUUUUAUAUAUUUUUUGUUUCUUUAGUUUUUUGCUAUUGUUGAAAAAUGUGUUUAAUAUUUUUCCCCUACAAAAGUUUGGGAUACUCAUUUUGGACCGUUAUCAUAAGUUAUUUUGUUAGAUAUGCUCCAGAUUUGGCUUCAGCACUGACUGAACUAAUGUAUAUGAUGGAAAAUAUUCAUGUAAAUGAGAGAUCCGUGAGGGGUGUACUUAUAUAUGCUGAGCACUGUAUUUAUUUACAGGUGAAGGCAAAAUUAUUAGCAUUCCUGUGAAGCUUUUAAUUCUGUUUUUUUUUUUUUUUUUUUUUUAAUAUUUCCCAAGUGUGGUUAAAUGUAAUUAAAUUUUUAAACAAAAUAAGGCCUAUCAUACACCCGCCACAAUAAGGUGCAAGACCGGUUUGCGCCAUGUUGUUUAAAUGGCAAAUCCAUUUGUGCCACUUUGUGGACUCGUGUGCCAGUCUUGGAUGGAGGUGUGUUCAGGUGCAUUGUGCUUUACUAUUUUAAGGAACUAAAAUAGACUGUGCAAAUGACCAGCUGCAAGCAUGUCUCUGUCCAGCGCAGAGUUAGUUGUGCGACUUAAACGUGUACACAUUGCUUAAUAGACACAGGAUGUAUAGCAAUACACAAAUAUCUUUACAGUUUUCAGUUUAUUCAUUACAACUUGCUUUUGUAUAGUUAUUAUUAUUAAUUAUAUGCAUAGUUAUAUUUGUUUUAUUAAAAACAAGUUUAGAUUUGUCCACCUGUCGGGUUUUGCACCAUAUGGGGCAAAAGAAUAGGAUAGAACUCAGUGUUUUGACCACACUUUAUUAUCAUUGUUCAUUUAUUUGUUUGCUGGAAAUUAGAACUGAAUUUAGAAAUAGUUUUAAAACAAAGUUUUUGCACUUAACUAACAAAAUUAAAUAUGUAGGCUGAUGGAUGUCUUAGUGGAGCACGUACAACACUGUUUCCUUAUCCACAAAAGUGAAGAAGUGAAGAGAAAGAGAAAGUAAAGAGGCAGAAUAAAGGAGACUCAUUCUUCA
Messenger RNA from Danio rerio (zebrafish), 2459 nucleotides. It is a transcript of the gene crb3a, whose product is annotated as crumbs homolog 3a. Lineage: Eukaryota; Metazoa; Chordata; Actinopteri; Cypriniformes; Danionidae. The record is from RefSeq and is marked provisional.